Molecule: messenger RNA, 933 nt
Organism: Portunus trituberculatus (swimming crab)
Lineage: Eukaryota; Metazoa; Arthropoda; Malacostraca; Decapoda; Portunidae
Product: piggyBac transposable element-derived protein 2-like
Exons: 1
Coding region: 1-933 (310 amino acids)
Molecular function (GO): sequence-specific DNA binding
Source: RefSeq, a predicted model, not a curated record
AUGAGAGAGAGCUUGGAUAAUGUAUCACCUCUGGAGCUGUUUGAGAAAUUGAUGAAUCCCAAUAUUUAUGAUUAUAUUGUAAAGGAGACAGUUCGCUAUGCAAGCUCAAGUAAGAAUAUGUGUGAUUUUACAUUCACUGUUGAUGAGCUGAAAAUAUUCAUUGGUAUAUUACUGUUUUCGGGAUAUCACAAAGUUCCUUCUGAGAGAGAUUACUGGUCAACUGAUAAAGAUCUUGGAGUCCAAAUCAUCCAGAAGGCAAUGUCAAGAAAUCGUUAUAAACUUCUGAAAAGUGUGAUACAUUUUUGCAAUAAUGAGGAAGCUAAAGACAAUACCCAUGACAAAGGGUUCAGAAUUAGAUCUCUAUUUUCACUAGUGAAAGAGUCAUUUCAGCAGUUUGGUGUAUUUGAAGAAUGUUUAUCAGUAGAUGAAAUGAUUGUGAAAUAUUAUGGCCACAACUCAUUAAAACAAUUUAUAAGAGGAAAGCCUAUCAGGUUCGGGUACAAACUCUGGGCUUUGUGUGGAGUUUCAGGUUACUGUUACAAUUUUGAUUUGUAUUGUGGAAAGACUUCUCAGGAUGAAGAUUAUGAGGGUCUGUUACUGGGAACAAAGGUUGUUUUGAAAAUAUUAGAAGCUGUAAAACACCCAAAUGCUCAUUCUGUUUUCUUUGAUAACUUUUUCACUGGGUAUGACUUGUUGGUUCAUCUUCGGAAUCUUGGCUAUCAAGCUACAGGUAUAAUAAGAGAUAACAGACUGAGCAAGUGUCCCUUACGGCCAACUAAUUUUAUGAAGAAAGAGAAAAGAGGGUCAUAUGAUUAUAUAUUUGAUACUAAUGAAGAAGUUAUGUAUGUUAGAUGGUCUGACAACAAGUGUGUAUGUGUUGGGACAAAUUAUGACACAAUUGAACCUGUCAGAAAUGUAGAGAUGGCAGAGUGA